CGGAGGAGGAGGAGCGGGAGCCAGCUGGAGAGACGGCGCUCCAGGCGGCACCUGCGUCCGGCAGGCGAGCCGGCCCGGUGCCCACCCGCGUCCCCGACCUCCCCACCCACCGCACGCACCGGGACACAUGGAAGCCACCUGCCUGCCAGCCAAGGAUCAGUUGAGCCCUGGGGCUGAUGUGGGCCCACAUUACUGAGAAUGGCACCAAGGUCCAGUCUGGCACCAAGGCAAAGGUUAAGCUGGGAGACAUCUGCAUAACAAUCCUGAUGUCUGUUCGGAGCCAGGUGGCCAAGGCUGUGAUAACAGGCUGCAGCCGGCACCAUGGCUUCUGCCGAGCCCCUGACGGCGCUGUCCCGCUGGUACCUGUACGCCAUCCACGGCUACUUCUGCGAGGUGAUGUUCACGGCCGCCUGGGAGUUCGUGGUGAACUUUAACUGGAAGUUCCCCGGGGUCACGAGCGUGUGGGCCCUCUUCAUCUACGGCACCUCCAUCCUCAUCGUGGAGCGCAUGUACCUGCGCUUGCGCCGCCGCUGCCCCCUGCUGGUGCGCUGCCUCAUCUACACGCUGUGGACCUACGCGUGGGAGUUCACCACGGGCUUCAUCCUGCGCCAGUUCAACGCCUGCCCCUGGGACUACUCGCAGUUCGACUUCGACUUCAUGGGCCUCAUCACCCUGGAGUAUGCGGUGCCCUGGUUCUGCGGGGCCCUCAUCAUGGAGCAGUUCAUCAUCCGAAACACUCUGCGCCUGCGCUUUGACAAGGAUGCCGAGCCCGGGGAGCCUGGCAGCCCGCCGGCCCUGGCCAAUGGUCAUGUCAAGACCGACUGAGUCAGUCGCGGGGCGGGGGAGGUGGGGGUGUAUGGCGGGGAGAAGGAUUUGAAGGGAGGGCCUGGGGCCCCGGGCGGGGUCUCUCCUUGGAACCCAUGGACCCAGUGACCAAGCUGAUGGCCCCUUCUGCUCAGCACAAGCCCUACCCUCAGCUGGCAUUAUUAGCCCAGCCCUGUGUGGUCAGUGGUGGGAUGGGGUUGAAUGGCUGGGCAUCCAAGCAACAGGACAUUGAGAGUCGUCCAUGGAUCUCAGCCCGGCCCGGCGGCCGGUGGCCAGAGACUUGUGGCUGGAUAAUGAACGAUUGGACCACAUGGAUGACUUUGGACAGCAGCAGGGCCUGUCCUGGCUAAGGAACGUGGACUCCAGAGCCACAGGUGGAAGGGGAGGUCUGAGAAGGCUUUGGACGCCUUUGGGGCCGCCUCCCCCUGCCUGCCUCCUGGCUUUUAGAUGGCUUUGGCUGGUUCCAUUAGGCAAUAUUCAGGUGCUUGCUUGCAACCAAUACCUCCCCAGGGGCCUGUGAGCUGUAGCCUAAGAGAAACCCAGCCGCCAGCAGGUUGCUUGGCGGCGAUGCUGGCGUGCAAAGGGCUGGGAAAUCUUCCCCCUGGCUCCUGUCCCCUCCCCCAGGGCCCCAUGCUGCUCCCUUGGCCUUCUGGGGGGGCCACCCCUGUGGUGCUGGAUUCCCACCAACCUUGGGCUUUUGGAGGUUUCAAUCCCCGUGUGUUCGGUGGUGUUUCCCCCGUUAUGUUCAAGAUCUCUACCAUUAGCAGGCAGCCCUGUACUCUGUCGGUCCCCACACCCGCCCACGGCCCCAGCAGCUGGCCAGUACAGCAGCAGACAGAGGCGCAGCCUUGAAACAGUCCCCCAUCUGCAUCCUGCAGCCUUCCCUCCAUCAAAGGUGCCCUAUAGAAAAAGUAGAUUUCUAGGCCCAACUUGCCAUAGCUUGUUUUUUUUUUAUCCCCCCCCCCAAGGCAAUAUGAUGAUCCUAGGGCACAGGGGAGCAAGCAUCCAGUAUUGGAGAUCCACGGAGAAUAAUGAAAACGAGGGCCGCAGAAGGCUCCUUGGAGCCCCUUUCUUGGGAAGGAAUGAGUUCUGGUUCUACUGUGGACCCAGCUCUGCAGCUAAACCUCAGGGCUCCCCCUCCUACAUCUCCUUCCAGCAAGGCUGACCCUUGGAGCCUCUUCGUCAGUCAGUAAUAAUUAAUCCUGCCACACUCGUGGGCAUUGUCAUCUUGGUUAUUCUCAGCUUUCCUCCACGACAGGUCCAUUGCUGGCAGUGGACAGGUAGUCUUCUAGGCCCCUCCUGGCCUUGUCCCCAACUCUUUCAAAGGAUGAGUGCAUCAAAGAGUGGACCAUCUCUUGGGACAUAGUCUCAGCCACACUGGGAUUCUGAGGUGGAAAUUAACCACAGCCUUCUUAUAGAUCAUUCACAAAGUGACAGUGACAGAGCCAUCUGUGGGCUCUCCUCUUUCCUGUGGCCGGUUCCACCCGGACCAUGCAGAGAGCACCAGCCAAGGCAGGCAGUAGGGGCUGUCCUGGGCUGGGAGAAGAGCUCAGAGACUCAAUUGCUUUGGUGGCAAUUCUCUUCUCCUGUAAUUUGUUCUGUCUGGGGUGGGAUUCAAGGCAUUUCCCAGCCUGUUUGCUGGGCAGGCUCCUCAAACCACAAAACUACUUUCUGUGGAGGGCUGCCUUUGGUGUUUGCUGUAGCCCCAAUUCCAGGCCUUUGAGGGUUACAAGGGUAUCAGGCUUCCAAUGGGAAUGAUUUGCAUUCCGUCUAGGUAGAGAGGGUUCCUUGUUCCUGCUGGGCAAUGUUUCCUCAGCCCCGUCUUCCAGUCUUAAUCACCUGCACCCUAACACCUACCCAGAUCACCCAUACGUACAACUGAACUCAGUGGCCAGCUUGCUGAGGUCUCCUAACAGUUCUCAGAACAACCCUUGAGUGGCCCCCAGAUCGCACACUCCAGAUGCUACCGUCUUUUGAGUGUUCCAUGGCACCAUUUCCUCUCAAGGCCCUAUGAAUCCCACGUACAGGAGGGGGUCCCUGGAGUGAACUUCCAUACUUGGCAACACUUGGCCUUGUGGUUUUGCCUUAUUGAGGUCCCUUGUUGCUCAGACAGCUCCCUACAGGGCCAGAGGAGACUAAACAACUCAGCCUGACCACGUGACCUGCAGGUUCACAUCUCACCAGGGACAGCCUAGACGUCAACUUUUGUUUUAUUGGGUAUCUUCUAGGGUCUCAAUCCUUUCAUGUCCAAGGGCAUAAAGUUUGGGGAGUUUCUUUUGUUUUAUUGGGCAUCUUUUAGGGUCUCAAUCCUUUCAUGUCCAGGGGCACAAAGGUUGGGGAGUUUCCCAAGUCCUGCUGAGCAAUGGGGAGUUUCUGUUGUUUGUGAGCUGGGCGAAUCUGCUGGCCAAGACAGCCCCUUCUCUGCGGUACGGACAGCAAGGGCUGCCCUGCGUGGUUGAGCUGCUUGUGAUGUUUGCCAGUCUUCCUCUUUCCUGUCCCCUCCUCGCUGCCAGUAAGUCACAAUGGCCUAUGCUUAUUCACAGCAAUAAUAUGUGGGGACUGCUCAUGAAUCCCUUUUGACCUGGUCCCUCACUCUGCAUGGGUCUCCUGGGAGGCUACUGAGAUGGUCACUUUACUUGAGAACCUGUGUUUGUGAAGCUUUGGGCUGGGCAGACCCAGGAGUGUUCCUGUAGGAAGCCAGUGGGCCCAGCCCUGGGUUAUGGGUAAGGCCAGCAGAGAGCCUGCCCUGGAAGACCUGGAGGAGCUGCAGGCCCCAGCUUUGUAAAAGGGCCUUUGAAAUGGGUGGGGACUGUCUUCCAGCUGGGCAGCUCUUGAGAAAGGCAUAUGACUGAUUUGUGUACCCAUCACCUGCUAUGUCUCCUUUCGUCUCGGUCUCUUCCUUUUCAUAUCUGUGCACAUAAAAUAUACUGGUGUUCAUGUUC
Jaculus jaculus (lesser Egyptian jerboa) is the source of this 3767-nucleotide messenger RNA. It is a transcript of the gene Tmem229b, whose product is annotated as transmembrane protein 229B. Bases 322 to 825 code for a protein of 167 amino acids. NCBI's taxonomy places the organism in Eukaryota, Metazoa, Chordata, Mammalia, Rodentia, Dipodidae. The record is from RefSeq and is a predicted model, not a curated record. The transcript has 3 exons.